Molecule: messenger RNA, 462 nt
Organism: Apiotrichum porosum
Lineage: Eukaryota; Fungi; Basidiomycota; Tremellomycetes; Trichosporonales; Trichosporonaceae
Exons: 2
Coding region: 1-462 (153 amino acids)
Source: RefSeq, a predicted model, not a curated record
AUGGCGUCCCCCCGUACACCACCUCACUCUCCUCUCCAGGAGCCGUGUGCUCCUAAAUCGCGUACAAGCAACUCGCGACUGAGCCCCGAGGCCAUGAAGCGCGCACAGGCUGCCUUCCAGAAGUCAUUCCAAGUCACCAACGUGCCUUUCCACAUUCGUCCACUUUCGCCGCCGGCUACUCCACCCAGGAGCCCAGAGAUGCAUGCCACCAACUCGUCAGACGACGUCGAGGCCUUCCACCUCCCUCGUCCUCGCGUUGCAUUUGCGCUCCAGCCUCCCAUCGCGCUCAAGCCCUCACCGACUUCGAGCGUGAUGAUGACUCCACCCAACGCCCAGCCGAAGUUCGGCCUGGGUGCACCCCUCCUUCCCGGUACCCCCUUGUCAGCACCCUCUUCUCCCUCGCCAAUGCCACGAACAAUGGCCGGCACUCGUCUGAAGGAGAUGACACUCCAGGGCCAGUAG